This is a messenger RNA of Hyposmocoma kahamanoa, 1287 nucleotides long. It is a transcript of the gene Eb1, whose product is annotated as microtubule-associated protein RP/EB family member 1. The coding region runs from base 148 to 987 and encodes 279 amino acids. Gene Ontology annotation, molecular function: microtubule plus-end binding. The record is from RefSeq and is a predicted model, not a curated record. Gene Ontology annotation, cellular component: microtubule organizing center; cytoplasmic microtubule; spindle midzone. Gene Ontology annotation, biological process: protein localization to microtubule plus-end; spindle assembly; regulation of microtubule polymerization or depolymerization. The transcript is spliced from 6 exons. NCBI's taxonomy places the organism in Eukaryota, Metazoa, Arthropoda, Insecta, Lepidoptera, Cosmopterigidae.
ACACAAGAAAAGAGGUUGUAGGUGAGACGUGAGCGUUUUGAAAAAUUCAACGUUUUUCACUCCUGUUCCAACAUUUACUCGUGCAAAAUUCCCGAAAUCGUGGCUCAGAACGUUGAUAUCUAAAGGGGGAGUAACCUAUAAUCGGAGAUGGCAGUGAACGUGUAUUCUACCAAUGUUACGACGGACAACCUGUCGCGCCACGAUAUGCUGGCGUGGGUGAAUGACUGCUUGCAGUCCAACUUUAGUAAAAUCGAAGAGUUGUGUACCGGCGCCGCGUACUGCCAGUUCAUGGAUAUGUUAUUUCCUGGCAGUGUACCUAUGAAACGCAUCAAAUUCAAAACAAAUUUAGAGCAUGAGUACAUACAGAACUUCAAAAUACUACAGGCUGCCUUCAAAAAAAUGAGUGUUGAUAAGAUAGUACCCAUUGACAGGCUGGUGAAGGGUCGUUUUCAAGAUAACUUUGAGUUUUUGCAAUGGUUCAAGAAGUUUUAUGACGCUAACUAUGGAGACUCGGCGACUAAUUAUGACGCACUGUCGGCGCGCGAGGGGCUGCCCAUGGGGCAUGGCAGCUCGACGGGGGCCGCGGCGGCGCCGCGCGCUGCCGCCGCCACCAAGAAACCUGCGGCCCCCGUCGCCAAAGUACCGGCCAGACCCCAAACCAUUGGCAAGGCUAAUACCACAGUGAGAACUCCACCCGUCAACCUACAAAGAUUAAGUCAAAGUGCAAAAGGCGACUCUAAACUUCUUGACGAGCUUAAUCAUCAAUUAAAUGAAUUGAAAGCAACUGUGGAUGGAUUGGAGAAAGAAAGGGAUUUCUAUUUCGGCAAGCUCAGGGACAUAGAAGUGAUCUGUCAGGAAAUGGAGGAGCAGAACAGCCCUAUUGUUCAGAAGAUUUUGGACAUUUUAUACGCUACUGAGGACGGAUUUGCGCCACCUGAAGAAAUUGACGGCGAUCAUCCACACCCACCAGAGGACGACGAAUAUUGAACACCAUGUAUCAUGUACGCGUAUCAUAGCUCCUUGUAUAUUAAACUCGAAAUUAUAUCGCUUACGAUCAUAAAUAGUAUCAGUGCUUAGUGUUUCACAGCCAAUGAGUCGUGCGUAACUGUUAUGCGUAGAUAUGCGAAUAUUAUGUGGAAACAGUGGCCCCGAAAUGAUUUUUAUAUGCCAUAUUUUGUUGUAUGAAAUGACGAUAAAACACUUUUGGAUAAGAAAAAAUUACAUUUCGACUAACAUGUUCAGGUUUCUGAGUCUUCAUGGCUGUGUCAUUCUAAGUACAUUCCUAUC